AAUGGAAAUCAAUAACGGGGCUCAACCAGAAAAUGCGGCUGUUUCGAUUCCGUCACGCUCACCGUCUGGGAAGUCCGAAAAACGAAAAAGUCCAAGCAUUGUUUCCGGCUGCCGUACGGUUAUGAAUGAGAGAAGCUUUACCAAUUAUUGGUCCGUUGAGCGCUUCACGGUACAAUUAGAGCUUCACAAUCCAGCAGAAUUCAUGCUGGCACCUAAAUUUGGAGAUGGGGAUUAUGAGUUUGUCAUGAAACUAUUUCCGAAUGGGAAAGACGAAGAAACCGCCGGAUAUCUUUCACUUUUUCUGCUCAUAAAUAAAUGCCCUAAUCCUCGUCUCCGUUUCCGUGUCAGCUUUACAGUCGAAACAGCAGACGGUCCAAGAAGUUGCCAUCUCAAUAAGAAUCUUGUUACGAUCAAUCGUAGUGGUAUCGUGACUGCAAGCAAGUUCUUUUCAUUAGACAUUCUCAGGAGUGCCAUGAAUGUCUACAUUCCUAACGAUAUUCUGACAAUUGGAUGUGAGCUCACAAUUUUCGGUGAAUGUACGACACAGAUCUCAAGCCUGUUCAAGCCAUAUCAAAGAACUCACAGCGCUUCUUCAACAUCUCGAUCCCUAUCGUCUCCCAAUACAAAAUGUUUGAAGAUCGACGAAUCGUCUGCGCAUGAUGCAUUCACAGAGUUUCUAUCCACCGGAGAAUUUAGCGACUUCAUUAUAGUCGCUUCGUGUGGUCGUGAAUUCCCAACUCAUAUGUGCAUCCUGGCAGCACGUUCUGAAUACUUCAAAGUUCUCCUGAGAAAUCAUUCAACCAAGGAGUUUAUGUCCAAGCGUCUCCAGUUUGAUGACAUUUCUGCUCGCACUCUUGACGUCUUGCUUCGCCAUAUGUACGCGUCCGCUGCUGGUCGAGUUGUGAAGCUCGAAGAGGAUCAACUAACCGAGGACCUUAUAUCUGCAAUGGAUAGACUAAUGAUAAAUUCAUUGCGUGAUGAAGUGGCUCGGCUCAUCGGUUCAAAAGUGACUGUCGAUAAUGUGCUCACUCGUAUUAGUAUGGCUGCAGAGCUAAGACUUGAUGAUACCUAUGACGUGCUUCUGGAUUUCUUCUCGAAUCAUAAACAUGAGUGCAUGAAGUUAACUGCAUGGGACGAACUUGAAUCUGCAAAACCACCAUUGGCCAUCAAAAUACUUCGAGAUGCUUUCUCAAAUACUGAUUCACCUUCGACCACAUCAAUGGACAGCCGAAUCAUUGACCGCAUCACUCUAACUUAAUUGAAUCUUUGUAAAUCUCAUGUCAAAUUGAUUAUGUGUUUGCUCUUCAAUCAUAUCUAUUCAUCCUUCUGUUUGCUGGUAUUUUACCUUUUUCAUCAGUUGAUCUCAAAUUUUUGAAACAAAACGCUUGAAUUCAAGAAUUCAAUUUCGGGUGUAAUUUUUAUUUGGUUUUAUUGAUUUGAUUUGUUUUAUAAACACAACAAUUUGAUUCUAAAAUAAAAUUUUUGAAGCCGC
Molecule: messenger RNA, 1492 nt
Organism: Caenorhabditis elegans
Lineage: Eukaryota; Metazoa; Nematoda; Chromadorea; Rhabditida; Rhabditidae
Gene: bath-41
Product: BTB and MATH domain-containing protein 41
Exons: 8
Coding region: 2-1258 (418 amino acids)
Biological process (GO): protein ubiquitination
Source: RefSeq, marked reviewed